Messenger RNA from Armigeres subalbatus, 10149 nucleotides. RefSeq lists its product as uncharacterized. The coding region runs from base 654 to 6761 and encodes 2035 amino acids. The record is from RefSeq and is a predicted model, not a curated record. NCBI's taxonomy places the organism in Eukaryota, Metazoa, Arthropoda, Insecta, Diptera, Culicidae. Gene Ontology annotation, molecular function: protein binding. The transcript has 8 exons.
CCUUCUGGUUGUGUCAUUGGCCAUUGGUAUCUCUUCGGCUGGUCUUGUCUGAGCUCGGUGUGUGAAAAGAUUCCGCUGAUAGAAGUGUGAGUGCGUAGGCUCCUCUGGCAAAAAAAAAUUAAAUCAAAAUAUACCGACUUGAACGAAAGAGCUGGCGAGUGAAAAGUGAAAUCAUCGGAGGUCUACGAAAAAAAGACCCGUGGAGAGGAUUUCCCUUUUGAUUUUGGGGUCGUUUUGGAAUUUUCCGAACAAGUGACUAACUAUCCAAACCGGUAGAUUUAUAAUUCGUUGCGUCGAAAACUGAGCAGGCAAGAUUCUCGAAUCUCGAUUGUGCACAAAACCAAACAAAAGAAUACCAAUCCCAGAUGCAUCGCAUUGAAUUGUACAUAGCGGACGCAAGCACCUGAUAGGUAGAUAUGAGACGAUUCUAUCGAUCGAUUCUAAUAUACCUUCGUGCUUCUGAUUGAUACACUACACAAUGGAAUUUAUUUAAUGUUGAUUUCAUUUUUAUAAUUGAUUCGAAUAAGAGAUGCAGAUCAAAAGAAGGGCUAUCGGAUUUACAUCGCAUAAAGCUUAAAUGACAACAGAAAAUGUCAAAGGUGCUCGUAAUGAUCUCCUUACAAUCACGCUAUUAACUAAAGAGCUGGCAGCCAAUGGGAGAUUCACCAUAUAUUCGUUCUUCAUCGUUGCUCCAUGUGGACGAUGGAGAAGACGCUCGGGAAGAAGAAAUGGCCCAGCAAGAAGGCUGCGUCGUUGACUCGACGUCAACGUACGAAAUAGUGGACUGUAAUUCGCCAGGGUCGAACGAUGAAAUGUGGAGCAAUGUGGUAAAGAUUACACGAGCUACUGAUGCCACCGUUGCUGCGCUCGUUGGUAGCGCAAUGGGUCAAGAGCGAGACGAAGAUCAAGACCGUGAUGAAGAAGAGCAGUAUGAAAUUCAAGAGACUGAAGAAGAACUUCUGCAUCAACAGCGACGAAAAUAUGAACUAGCCAGAUCAUCUUCAACCAAGGAGGAGAAGCAACGGCAGAACGAAGAAAUUUUGAUUAUGAAGUCCAAUUCGGUUUCUUCGGAAAACAAUUCAUGGGAAACGUUUUCGCCUUCAAAACCUGUAAGCGGAGAACAAAUAGAGGCUACUGACCCGGUUGAAAUUCCUCCAUUAGUGCAGACGAAACCGGGAACGUCGAAAGCUUGCUUCAUCGAUGCUUCUUCUUUGUAUGACGAAGAUGAAGUUCCUUUUCCCUCAUUCGUUGACUCCAGUUUCCAAAGGCAGCAACAGGAAAAGAUUUCUAUAUCUCUAUCUGCCAUCCUGAGUGAUGAUGAGAAGCUGAAAAGCGCGAAUGGUCAAGCGCGCAUUGAUGUUAAAGAUCAGUACUCCUCACUGCCAGACAAUGACUUCCUAACAAAUAAGUUGCACAUCAAAGAACGUGAAAACGUUGGGUGCACGGAGGAUGCAAUAGCCCGACAGGAAUCUGAAAGGAAACAAGGAACAUUCUUGUUUCAGAACUCAAUACAGCAGUACUCCGGGCACUCGUUGGAACCCAACUUACAAUUCCCUGAUGAGAACUGUAGUGACAUGUCGUUGCCCAGUGUGUACUCGUCUAGCAGUGAGCCAAAUUUUGAGUACAGUUCAUUGGCAUUGGAUAAUAGUUCGAGGUUUAUGACAACUGGUGGCAUCAACACUAGUGGCUACAAUUCUGGUUCUGCAGAUUAUUCCUCUAGAUUAACUCAUUCGACAGAUCAUGAGCAUUUGCAUUAUCCUGACACACCGUUCAACUCGAUAGUUCAUGUGAACUCCGCUGUUAGCAUUCCCAUGUCGGCUCAUCGGCUGGCAGAAGGCAGCCGGGAGAGUUCAGUUGAUAGGGAUUCACAUUCGACCCCGAUUAAGAUUCCAAAACGUAUGCAGAAACAUGACGAAUCUGCUCCAAUAGUAUCUGGUGGAGCUUCUAUCGAGGAUUUCACUCCAAAAUUAUGUGAAAGUCCCUCAAUUCGACGACGUACCGAUACCUGUCCCAUUGUGUCUGGUGGAAUUAGUUUCGAGGAAAGUUUCAAGCCAGAGGAGCGCAGCAGAAAAGUCAACAGCUCUGCCAAAUCGUGGGUAGUUGAUUUGAAGAACUGCCCAGACGACGAAAAAUCGGCGGCGAUUUCAACUAUCGAACACAAUCGCAGCGGCUUGGGCUUCUUUGUUGACCUGGGAAGCAUCAAAACACCUGAAGAGGAGAAAUCGAUUGUAGUGAACAAUAGGCCGCAGAAUAGAACGCACCAAGAUUUGAUGAAGAAGUCAACGGGUUUCUACAUAGACCUCUCGGAUGGGGAAAGUUCAAGAAGUAAUACCCCAAAAUUAACCAAACCUGGGACGCCUCCAGCUAAAUCGGGCUCAAAUGGCACUAGUUCAAGAUCCGAGUCUGUCGAAAAAGAUGCAAAGAAAAACAUGUUCUCUAUGUUUAUUGACAUCGGGACUGAAGCAGUACCGAAGCCAUCAUCAGUUCCCCGUAGAAUGUCAGCAGCUGCAGCUAUUACAACAACUAAGGAUGAAAGCUCUGUUGUCCAGCAACCAACCAGGCCGGCAAAUUUAGGAUCCGAAGAGAAGAAAAAUUGCUACAUGUUCAUUGAAUCCGAAGCUGUGCCAAUCGUGCGCCGAAGCAAUGUGCCUGCCGUGGCCAAAAACGAAUCCAAACGCCAUUCCUGGAAUCCUACCACCACCGAAGGAACAUUCCAUGAGCGACGGAUCAUGAACAGGGAAUACCAACGAUCGACGAGCGUCACCAGCGACAAAGGCAUCAUGAACAUUUUGGAUAAGAUUCCUCUUCUGUCUAAGACCUCAAGCAUGUCGAUAGACUCAUCUGUUUCGCCAUUUGAAGAUUUUACCUGUUCGAAGUCCGAGCUGAGUACUUAUUCAAAUCAUUCCGUAUCAACCAACUCCGCUCAUUCUAGCAACGAAUCGAAAGUAUCCCCCAAAGAAGUUACAGGAAUUGCAGGUCCGGAUAUGUCAUCAUCAGUGAAAAAGAAACGGAAAGAUGUGAAAAUCAACGAAACUUUUGACAAAAGCAGCCAAGGCUCUGUAACGGAUGGGAUUCUUUCUUCCAACGAGGAUACAUCUCCCGUCUCCACGACGACAGAUACGGACGAUGUAACAUUCCAGAACAACCCAGCAGAUGAACCAAACCCCAUUCUUCCGGUGGACUCCGAAAGCCCACAACACGUGCAAGAAAUCAAAUUAUCCUCUUCGAUUGGUAAGCAGAUGGAAACUAUUGUCGAGGCAGUAGAAAGUUCCCCGAAACACCUUCCCAAUGGCAAAAACCGCAAGGCACAGCACACUAUGGAAACCCUUCAUGCAACAAUUGAAAAGCAAAAACAACUCCUGGAGACUGUUUCGGAAAAUGUGGAGUCCCAGAGCACUUCCUUUGUAAAACUGUCUGACAUGGACAAACCUCCGGUGGCUGCUCCAGCUAAGUUUGAAUUGCACUCCAACACUGGAACUGGAUCUUCCGCCACCACAGGCUAUAUGUCCAACUCAGCUGGUUCGAGUCGGGUGGCGCGCUUGUUUAGCGACACCCACAAGUACAACACGAUUGGACCGUCGCAUCCGACGCAGCUGCAACAGGAACAACAACAGCAGCAGCACAAUUACUAUGCAAAUGGAACGGUGUCUAUGGAACGGCACUCGUGGAAUAUGUCGCGAUCUACGGGAAACAACUUUAUGAACUUGGUAUCCUCAGUGGAGAACUCACGAAGUCUCAGUCGGUUGUUUCCCCAUCUUUCGAAAGCUUUCAGCAACAGCUUGCCAUCCGAUGUCGGUAUGAAUUCCGGCAACCGAGGAUCCGACCUCAACGAGUUCAUUACUUCCGAUUUUUCAUGUACCUCUAGCAUAACAUCCAGUCGCUCUGGAAUUGAAUCUAUCGACGAGUCAAUCUCUAGUCGCCAGCCGCGUCGAUUGGGAGAGGAUCUGCUGAAAAUGUUCCUCCAGGAAAUAGCCACCGACGUGACAAUCGAAGCCGAAUCGAAGAAAAUGCGCGCCCACAAGUGCAUCCUGCGUUCGCGCUGCCAGUACUUUGCUGCAAUCCUGGCGGGUGGAUGGGUGCAGAACGCCGGCAAUGUGAUAAGCCUGCCGGGCUACUCCUACGCGGCGGUGCACUUUGCUCUGUGUCACAUUUAUUCAGGUGCGUCACAUCCACCGGAGGGUAUCAGCCUCAUGGAACUGGCAGCGCUGUCCGACCUACUUGGGCUGGAAGGGCUGAAAGAAGUCACGGCUUACGCACUUCGUACGAACUACUGUCACAAUUUCCAUAAGCCUUGCUCCGGAUGUACCGAUGGUGUAUUGCAAGUUCUUCCGGUGACACUGAACCAUGGUUUGGAUGAUCUGUAUCGAAAAUGCUUAAAAUGGGUUUGCCGUCACUACGUAAAAAUCUGGUCGAAUAAGCAGUUCUCUCAGCUCCCGACAGAUGUAGUGAAUCGCUGCAGGCAGCAGAUCGUUGCUCAUCUGACAUCUGAAACUGUAUUAAACGCAAUUCUCGACAGUGAACAACUGCUAACCGUACUACAUCCUUACAAGUGGUCUGUCGAAGUAGAAAACGUAGUCCGUGAUAUAUUGGAUGCAGCUUACGAUUACAUACAAGACCAUUUUGCAUCUCUGCUAGCUAGUGAUAGUUUCCUCUCGCUAGGCCAAAACUAUAGCUGGGCCAUAUCUCAUGUAGAACCCAUUUUGCUCCGAGCAGCCACGAGCCUAAGUCCCGAUCAAGCUUGCAAAAGCUAUCCCCGUGCCACUAGAUUGCAUAAACUGCUACAAGCCAAAGUACUGACAAUGACAACGACGCCGUCAUCGAAUGAUAGCAACGUGAACAUUCUGAAUGUCUACGAUAAGAAAAAGCUGGACAUCGAUUAUCCCCGAGAGGAGGAAGAAAUGGAUUGGUGUGACGAGUUUGUUGGGAUGGUGAAUGCGAUUCUCUCGGCGGUUGAGCAGUGUUUAAUCAGACAGUGCGCCCGCGCAAUGCGAGUCAAUUCAUGGCAACGAAUGGAUGUCGAAUUGAGGAACAAAAUACAGAAGUUGGCAUGUCUGAUGGAACCGGCUGAGGAUCGCAAGUCUCGGUCGAGGUACUCGUAUUCCUCCCAGACAAGCUCGUCUUCGUCAAUUCAUUCUCGAACGAAUGAUCUCCGCCAAGUUCGGUUAGCUAUUCAGGCGCAUACAAAACGAUCCUACGAGAACCAAAACAUCAAUGUCAAUAACAAGACCACUACGCAGCACACGCAGACAGUUGUUCAUCACAACGAUUUGAACAAUGUUAUCAACAACCAUAGAGCCACAAUAAACGAUCGGAAUAAUUUACGAAACGAUCAUCAAAUCACAGAAAACGGAAAACUAUCCAAGACGGCUUCCAAGAGUAAUGUUCCUGUGGAAGCGAAGGUAACAAAGGCGCCGAUCAAGGUGGGACUUCUCAGCAAGAACAAUCUGGCGAAUCAUAAACGCUCUCAGUCAGAAGACAUGGGAUCGAGGGUCACGGCCAAAACUGAACCUUUGAAUAAUUUGAAGAACAAACUAAAUAAUGUUAAGCCGCGCUACUUGGAACCGAAAAAGCCCAAAAAUACGAGCAAUCUGCAGGUUCAGAACAUAUCGUCCAGUGGCAGUUCCACGCGCACUUCUAGUCCGGCAACUGGUCGCAAGAAAGGACCAUUAGGAAACAUCACCAAACAUGGUCAUGAUUCUAAUAUUUCAUUAGACAGUCUUUCAUCGCCGGCGAAGAAUACUAAAAAUUUUAAGACGCGUCCAACCAUCAAUGAGAUGGACGUUUCCAUCGAUUCUCUGGCCGAAUCGCUAAAAUCAAGCUCCCUGAAAACGAACAGUACACUGUCACACGAGUCUCUUAUCUAUCAAGAGUACUUUAAAACCAAGGAAACGAAUCUCGAAAAACCUCAACAAACAUACUCAAAAUCCAACCCGAUGAUAUUCAGAGAUCGAACAAACGGUCCAAAAUCGAUCGAUUCGAUAGCGACCAAUAAAAGUGCACCGCAAAACAAAAGCAAUCUCAGGCCUAGUGCCCCGAGCAGCUCUAGGCUGGGACAAAACAAACUAACUCCUUCAGCGCCUUCUGGCAUAAAUCGCACUGCAUCCUCUGCCAGCGUUAGUUCUACAUCUUCCUCCUCAUUCGUAAAGAAAAGUUUUUUGUCACAGCGCUCGCGCGAAAUACUCGCCCGACGAUCGAACGACACAAAGUCGAACUCGAACAAUUCCAGCAAUAAAUCCGCUGCUUCUUCACCCAGCCUUUUGUCCAGGGACAAGUCAACGGCCAGUGAUGUAACAAAGUCCGGCUCGACUGCUUCAAUAACGACUCAUGGUUCCGGAACGCGAAAAGUGUUCAACACUACGCUGCAUCUCCGCAAGACUGCCAAACUGCAGCCGGAUUCAAUUCCGACUGCCAAACAGUCAAGCGAACAUAAAUCCAAGAAUAGCCUCAUUCCGAUCCCUGGCGGUGGCCCACAAUCGCGGAAGUCAUCGUCGACGGUGUACCGAUCUUCCAGCACUAGCAGGAACAGCGAUGCCGUUAGAGUCCUGAAGAAUGUGACCACAGUGCUGAUUCCGGCGCCGGUGCCGCCGUCGAUGCUCGUCGGGAAUAAUUUUCACGGAGACGCCUACACAUCUUCGUCGUCGGAUUCGAGUAACGGCAGCGCCGACAACAAACCAAUGAGAGUAGAAUCAAAACUCGAACGUUCGAAUACGUUCUGUAUGGAAGCUUCCGAUAAUCCGGUGGUCCUGCAGAUAGUGGAGUAAAACAUGAGGAGUAAGCCAGUAUGAUUUUUUUUGGCACCGUGUGAUAAGCAGAUUGUGGGCGAUAUUGGAGCUGCGGUUUACAAAUUCCCCAUGUAGGUACUUGGCAUAAGCUUUAGGUAAGUGCGGUGCGUUAAGCUACCGGCUAAAAUUAUGACGCACUGUUGAUCAUUAUUAAUAAUACUUAUAUUGACCACAAGUAAAUUAUUCUGUAAUCAAAUUAGGGAAGUGAUACAAAUAGAAGAUCAUAUUUUGCGCUGGACAACUUUGGAGAUAAAAUACUAAAAUCAAUCCGCUUAGUAACUGUUCAGACGGAACGAACAUGUGCUUCAUCACAUCCUAUCUAGUCAUUUAUUUAUGUCAGAAUAUUGUGUUUUUUUUGUCUUGCAAGAGACCAUCGGCAGCAAUUAUUUUACAAUGUUUGCUAUCGCAAAAGAGAGAACAACUGUGCCGAUAAACGGACUGUGAUUGUGGUACAUUUGAGCAGUAUUUUUUUCUGGUAGGCAUCCAAAUGGCGAGUGUAUAGUUGUAUGUCGCUGGUCGGAAUUGAUUCACAAAGUGGAUCCGCGCUGUAAGAACUGAACAUAACUAUUUCAUGAUAAGUAAUAAAAGCAUCUAGAAUAGUUAUAUGAUCAACUAUCGCUUCAUCUAGGGCAGUUGCAAUGACACUUAAUACUACGAAAAAGAACUGCAAAUGCUACUCAAAUUGUACUUAAGAUCGGCAAUAAUAUUGUAAAAAGGGAAUUAUUCUCUCAAACUUAUAGUUUUAAAUUCGGAUAUUCGUAUACUUAUUGUAGUUGAUUAGCUGAUAUAUGUAUCUUUCUAUCUAUACAGAAACUGCUUUAUGAUUGAGAUAUAAACGAACAAAACCAAUCGCUAAUAAAAGAAACCACCACCUAUUAGGAGAGAUAUUUUUUGCUACUACCCACUACUGCUACUACUAAUAACAAUGUUUGCAUUUUGAGCGAAAAUUUUUUGAGAUGUGUUGAGAAUGGUAGAUUUUAUUCGUGUGUUGGAUGUAAUGUGGAUGGCCAUAUUUGAUUGGCAUGGGAGUUUAUUCAUCUAUUGACGUAUAACUUUGACUUUAUUAUGGAAUACGAUAAUUGUCGGCCGUAACUGCAUUACGUAAAUUGGAUUAGAUUAUUACGUUCAAAGUGUACCCUUUAUUUUUUUUUUAAGAAUAAGGUUAUUCGAGUUGAUUAUUGAAAAGGAAUGCUGUAGUUUUCUUAUGUUUGGAAUCGUGUUGCAACUUGUGUAUAAAAAGUGUUGCUGGAUAAUUCCCAAAAGAAUCCAAAUGCUUCCAAUAAGGCCCAACAGCUUAACUAGAAAUGUAUCAUCUCAAUGACCUUUGAUUUAAAACUAAAUUUAGAUUAGAAAACUAUAAGGCUACCCGCGGAACAUUAAAUUUGACCUGAAAAAGUGAGGAAAUGUGAUAUACCACGUGGUCAGUUUUGGGGGUAUGGCAAAUGCCCACGGCUCAUACAAAUUUCUGAAAAUUUAUUUGAGCAUUUGUCCACGCUGGGGGAGGGGGGUAUCUGAAACUGACCAAAACCUUAUGUACCAAAACCAACCUUUUUUGUACAUUUUGCCCCCCCCCCCCCUUCCGCAUAAAUCCGGCCCUGGGUAUAAUACAUCAUGGGUCCGAGCCUUCUAUAAAAAGUUUGAUUUUGGAAUAGCCUUUCUGUACAACUUUGUUGUAUGAGUAAGACAAACACAUUCUUCAGAUUUUUAUCAUACAGGGAGUUCAUGCCGUAUGAAGUCCGUAUGAAGUAAAUGAAUCGCCAUUUCUUCAAUUACUGAAUCUGGGAUUCAAAGUUAUUAUGUCAUCUUUUUGCAUCUUAUGCAUCAUAAAAUAAGUAACAUUAAAAAGUCUAACAUUUGAACGUAUUAAUAUUAACCCAAAUGGUUCUGUCUCAUUUCCUACAUCAAUUAUUAAAUCAAAUCAAAUUUAACCAUUCAAAACGCGCGCAGUCUUGCAACGCUCGUGCAUGCUCGGUCGUGUUGUACAUCGCGAGCGAUGUUCUGUCGUUGGUGUUGUACAAAAUGCAACAGCGUGCGUGCUCGAGUAUUAAACUUAACUAUUUUAGGAUUGUUUUACGCAUUUUUCACAUGAGUGAGUGUGUAAACAAAUCCAAACAAAUUUUGGGAAAAAAUUGUUCCAUAGUUUUUGGGUAGAACGGCUACUUUUUAACUUAAUUUUAAAUUUUGAACUAUGAACAUUCUUUAAUGCGAAUUGCGUCUCCAUUGUAUAAUAUCGGGAGUAUAACUAUUUACAUUUAGUUGUGUUUCAACACGGGGAAUGGCCUCUGUACUAAAAUAGUUUUCAAUUCAAAAUUUAAAAAUCCGUACAUUUUGCCAAAAAAUGCAAAUCCUAACUUUAUGUUAUAAUGUUCAGAAAAAUCACCAUAAGGACACUGUUUAAAAUGUAUUUAUUUAUUAGUGAGAAUCUCAUUUGUCUUGAAUUAGUGUAAUCAAAUUACCUACACUGUAAUUGUUUAUGUUGAAAUUUAUGUUUAGCUGUUCAGGUAACUUACGUUUGUGCGCACUUUGCGAUUCUCCUAGAGAAGUUUUCGAACCGAACGCUUAUCAGUUAGGAUUAAACAAAAAUUAACGACAGCACAUUCCCUCCAAAUAUACACAGUUUUUUUUUCUUCUAAAUAUGCUGUAGUUUUUUUCACUAUAUUUACUAAUAAUUCUAAAUUUAUUUACGUAUAUACACAAAUCAUUAUAGCAAAGAAAACUUAAGAGCGUAUAUAACUUUUACACCCAAACUCUAUAAAUUCAACAUUUCCAAACAGCCCAAACUAUACAGCAGCAGCUAACAAGUGUUAAAUAAAUGAAAUGGCCACAUAACUAUGAAACACUAUCCAAUAGAAACAGCUGUUUAAAUUUGUUCGUUCAUAGAACUCUAGUCAUUUGUACAAAUAUAACAACAACAAAUAUAUGUAAAAUCUACUACAAAGACACAGCAAAGCUCGGUUCAGCAUUAAAUUAGCCGAUGAAAAGUGUUGAAUUUAUGAGUAAUCACAAUUACUACUAACUUAAGUCGUCGAAUAUUGUUUUUUUUUUCUUGUCUUGCAAGUGCAAACUCUACAUAUUGUCAUUUUCGUCCGAUAAUCGUUUAAUUUAAGGUUCUCAUAGGUAACAGAUUAAGGAAAAAUGUGAUUUACGUCCGUAGGAACAAAUUCGUCGUUCGUUUAUUUUGUGAUACGUUUGAAUUUACUUUUCCGUUCUUAUUAAAAGAGACCGUUCACUGUGUAGUUUGUCUGAUUAUGAUUGAUGCUUGAGAUGGCACAGAUAAACAGUGUGGAGUAUGUCGAAACGGUGUAACCAUGGCGUAGCAGCCGGAGGUUCAAUAUGGUCUAAUAAAUAAGAAUUUAAGAUACUUCAA